AUGAAUAGUAAUGGGCGAACUUUCUCGCAAUCUAAUGAUGAUCUGUCUACGAGCUGGGCAAUCUCACUUCAAUUUCGACCAUGUCGAGACGAUGACAGUGAUCAACACAAUAGUCCUACUUCUCUUGAUCACAAUGAUCGAAUAGACAGUAAUGGACAAGAUGAAAUGAUACAAAAAUGGUCUACAUCAUAUAUACCCUAUAUGACUUAUUUUGAAGAACGUGAACGACCAUGGUCAUUCAUACCCAAUUCAGAUAUACUUGUUUUAAAUGUGACAAUUAGUCGAGAAUACCAUUUUCGUUUAAAUCCAUUUUUGUAUACAAUAAAAUUGAAGCAUGGUAGUUUUGAAUGGAUUAUAUCAAAACGUUACAAAGAUCUUGUGAUAUUUUUUGAACGAAUGAAUUUAUUUCAGAAAACAGCUUCACUACCACUACCAACAACAUCACAUCGAGAAAUUCGUCGUCAAAUGAGCCAUUCACAAGCGGUUGGUGGUCUUACAUUAAAACCGGAUGUUUUAGUUGAUGAUGGAAAUAUUGUUGAACGUGAAAAAUUAGUUGCCGAAAAAUUAACCUCAAUAUUAAAUCAUCCCGUUUUAUCUACUCAUAUCGAAUGUCUUAAGUUUAUUGAAUCAUCACCAUUGUCAUUCAUACGAGAACUAGGUCGAAAAUAUAAAGAAGGUUUAGUGAAAAAAAAUUCAGGAGGAUAUCGACAAGGUUGUUUUAAAAAUGUGAUUGCUCGAAUGAGAUGGUUUAAAAGAUGGUUUAUUAUAAAGGAUACUUGGAUUGGCUAUUUAAAUCCAAAAACGGGAAUUGUAUGUGCUGUAAUGUUAGUUGAUCAUCAUUUUCAUGUACGGACAGGAAGAGAGAAUACUGGUUCAUCAACAAAACUUUAUAUAUGCAAUUUGGCACGACGAUUAUAUGUUGAAUGUGGUGCAGCAAGGAAAGCAACAGAGUUUUGUGAUGACAUUGGUCGAAUGCUAAAAACAACUGGUAAUGAUUUUCAUUUAAAGCAUCGAUACGAUUCAUUUGCUCCCGAACGACCAAAUUCAAAAGCACAAUGGUUGGUGGAAGGGGCAGAUUAUAUGGAAGCGGUUGCCUAUGCUAUCAAAGCGGCAAAAGAAGAAAUUUAUAUAACAGAUUGGUUUUUAUCACCUGAAAUAUAUUUGAAGAGACCAGCACUAUCGGAUGAGUGGCGUUUUGAUAAAAUGUUACAUCAGAAAGCCCAUGAAGGUGUUCGAAUAUUUGUUUUAUUAUACAAAGAAGUUGAAUUAGCAUUAGGCAUAAAUAGUUCGUAUAGCAAACGGAAACUAAUCGAAGCCCAUCCAGAUAAUGUGAAAGUGUUGAGGUAUCCAGAUCAUACUGGUCAAAAUGCUGUUUUAUUUUGGGGUCAUCAUGAAAAAUUAGUUAUCGUUGAUCAAAGUAUAGCACUAUUCGGUGGACUCGAUCUUUGCUAUGGACGAUGGGACAAUUAUUUUCAUUUAUUAACAGAUUAUGGGUCUGCGUUGCCUGUGAAACACAAUACCAGUGAAAAUGUUCCGAGCACAAACAGUGUACCAGAUAUAAAGAUUCAUCUUGCUCAAUUGCCAGUAUCAUUAGAAGCUCUUGAUCUUGAAUGUGGAACAACGUCGUUGCAUCGAUCAUCACCUCCUUUGGCUACAAUAGAUGAUGAUCAUAUUCCUCAUAUUGAUGAUGAUGAUGGUGAUGAAAGACCAACACCACCAACAUUGAAAAAAGAAUUCAUACCGAACGGAGUACAUUAUCGUAGUAAAUCUUGUAUGGAAGAUCGAUCAAAGAAUCGAGAAUUGACACCCAUUGUUCACAUGCCAAGGCGUUCUAUAACGAAAAUAUUAAGUGAUCAAACAUUCGAGAAUUCUCAAACUACAAAUGAAUUAUCUUCUAACCGACGUUUUUCAUCCAGUGAUAUCACCAUAGAUGAACAUGAUAAAAUGAAUGGUCGAAUAGAACUUUAUAAAGAACAGAAACAAAAACGUCGUAAUUAUAUUUACAAUCAUAAUUUAUUUUCAAAUAUUUAUAAGAGAACACAUCGUCUAUCAUCCGCUGAACACCGUCAAAACUAUCAUCAACGUUUAGCUGAGUCGAUUAUCGAUGAUAAUGAUCCAUCUAAUCCUUUUGAUACACAAACAUCGGAUUCUGCAUAUGUGCGCGCACUUGAACAACAUCAUACAACAGAUGUAAGCUCAUUAGCACUAGGAUCAAUGCAAACCAUUACUAGUCUAGUCGAUCAUGAUCAACAAAAUCCAUUGCGUAAUGUAACAUUAUCUGUACCAACAGAAACAUUCGGAUUACCUUAUCAAAAACAUAAUUCAGACAACGCAAUAUCAUCUAAUACGUUAACUGUUGCACAAAAUCUUAAUGUAGAUAAUAUAUCUAGUCAUAAUCAAAACCGUCGACCACCACGCGAAAAAAAAUUGUCAUUUCUUUUGCCAAGACGACGUUCUCACUUUGUACAAACAGCAACACUUGCUGAUGAACAAAAACGAAAACGAGAUGUUAUUUGGCCAUUAAAACGAUCAUAUUCGUUUGACAAUACAUUUCAACGUAAUAGAAUAGACGAAUUAAAUAAAGACAAAGAAUCAAAAUGGCAACGUUUAAAAAUGGGUUUGAAAGAUACGCUACAAACAAAAAUAUUACGUUUUACAAAGUCAAAUGAAGACAUAUCGACACUUGGUCUUGGAAUUCAACCACCUUCAACGCCGGUUACACCAUUAACAGCCGGUAUUGAUCGUGAACGUUUUCGUGAUAAAAUCCGUCGUGUUACAUUAAAUUUUAAAACGAGUUGGAAACAAUCACGUAGUGAUUCAGAUCUUGAUGAAUACGAAACACAAGAUUUGAACGAUAUGAAUAAAUUUUUCCGUUCGUCAGAUGAUUUGGGUUUACAAGGUUCAUCAAAACUAUGGUUUGGUAAAGAUUACGCUAAUUUUUUACUACGUGAUUUUCGAAAUUUGGAUCAACCAUUUAUUGACAUAAUUGAUCGUAAUACCACACCAAGAAUGCCAUGGCAUGAUAUUGGGGGUUUUAUCUAUGGCGCGGGAGCAAGAGAUUUGAGUCGACAUUUUCAAGAACGAUGGAAUUUUGUUAAACGAAAUAAAGUGAAAGAUGAUCAUAGAUAUCCAUUUUUAUUACCAAAAGCAUAUGGAAACUAUACACCAUGUCCAAAACUAAUAACAAACGCAAUCAAUUGUUCGGUUCAGGCUUUGAGAAGUGUUGGUAAAUGGUCAACUGGUAUUCAUGAAAACGAAAUAUCAAUACAAAAUGCAUUCAUUGAUAUGAUUGCAAAUGCAAAAUAUUAUGUUUAUAUUGAAAGUCAAUUUUUUAUUUCACUUGUUGGCGAUUCAAAUGUACGAAAUGGAAUUGCAGAUGCGUUAUUUAAACGAAUUGUCAAAGCUCAUCAAGACAAAGAGACAUUUCGUGUUUAUGUUGUUAUGCCAUUGAUGCCAGGAUUUGAAGGACAAUAUGGUUCAAGUAAAGCUACAGCACUUCAAGCAAUUACUCAUUGGAAUUAUCGUUCAAUAUCUCAAGGGCAACAAUCAUUGUUAGCUCGACUUGCUAAAGAAGUGGGUGAUGCACACAAAUAUAUUUGUUUUUUUGGAUUACGUACAUGGUCUGAAAUGAGCGGUCAACUCGUAUCUGAAAUUGUUUAUGUACAUAGUAAAUUAAUUAUUGUUGAUGAUUCACGAGUAUUAAUUGGUUCAGCUAAUGUUAAUGAUCGAAGUUUACUUGGAGAUCGUGAUAGUGAAAUAUCGGUUAUAUUUGAUGAUACAGAAUUUGUACGAGGAACAAUGAAUGGACAAAAUGUACAAGUGGGAAAAUUUGGUUCAAGUUUAAGAAAACGUUUAUUUCGGGAACAUCUUGGUGAUUUUGAUGGUACACAAAUUAACUUCAAUGAUCCUGUAUGUGACGCAUUUUACAAAGAUAUUUGGUUGGCAACUGCGGGAAGAAAUACGACCAUGUUUGAAAAAGUUUUUAAUUGUAUACCAACAGAUUCUGCAUUUACAUUUGUUCAAUUACGUGAAAUACAGGCUGCUGAUAAAUUAUCGCAGACAAAUCCGAGUGAAGCUAGACGUCUAUUGACUUCAAUUCGAGGAUAUUUAGUGUUAAUACCUCAUAAAUUUUUAUGUAAAGAAUAUCUAGCACCAAGAAUGCCAGCAAAAGAAAUUUUGGCGCCUGUUUAUUUUUGGACCUGA
Molecule: messenger RNA, 4203 nt
Organism: Didymodactylos carnosus
Lineage: Eukaryota; Metazoa; Rotifera; Eurotatoria; Philodinida; Philodinidae
Source: the annotation of a GenBank genome assembly